AUGUAUCCGACCCCCGCCUACAUCGUCAACGCUGCCUACCACCUAGGCACCCUCGAGCGCAAGCCUCGGAACAACAAGGCGGUGCUCACAUGCCGUGCCAGCGAGGAUCUCCGCGCCCACCCCAAAGCUCCAGAAGACUUCGAAUGCCUCAUCGAUACAGAGACCGCCCCGGAGGUAUACCAGCUACGCACGAUUCAGACGAAAAUGCAUAUCAGUAAAACCAUCGAUCUCACAGUCAUAGAACUUGGGGCCGCGGAUACGGUUCACGAACUGCGGAGGACUCAACCUAUGAUCUUAUGGGAGAUAGACGCGCUCAAGAGGCUCAUGGAGGGAGAUGAGGCGAGCUGGGUCUACUCGCACGUUUCUUCAAGUCUGCCCUGGAUCUGCGUGAACCUCGUGGCAAGAACCGGUAAACCAAAACGGAAAAGGGGGGAGGAUUAUGAUGGAUAA
This is a messenger RNA of Morchella importuna, 450 nucleotides long. RefSeq lists its product as uncharacterized. Bases 1 to 450 code for a protein of 149 amino acids. Lineage: Eukaryota; Fungi; Ascomycota; Pezizomycetes; Pezizales; Morchellaceae. The record is from RefSeq and is a predicted model, not a curated record. The transcript has a single exon.